AUGCAGUCAUUUCGAUUCACGCUUCCUAAUAAUGGCACCGUGGAAGGUGUGCAUUCCAUUCCACCAUCUUCAGGGACCCCUCUUAAGUACCGUCCUUUGAUCGUGGGCCUUCAUGGAGGAUGCUAUGAUCACCGCUAUUUUAACGCCACUCCCAAAUGCUCUGCUUCCUUGGCGAGCGCUGCUUUUGGGGUGCCUUUUGUUUCCAUUGAUCGUCCUUCUUAUGGCGGAACGAGCUCUAUCCUGCCUAUUCCUGAAGGUUCAGACUUUUUCGAACAAUCCGGUUUCUUGUUGCAUCAACAAAUCCUCCCCACACUCUGGCGCGAGAUUGGCAUGCCAAGCCAAUGCAAUUGUAUCGUCCUGCUAUCUCACAGCUUAGGAGUGAUGCCAGCCAUUAUUACCGCAGCUUUACAUGCUCAAGAUAAGACGCCGUCGUAUCCCCUUGGGGGAUUGAUUGCAAGUGGCAUGGGCGAUAAGCAGUCCUCAUUUAUGAAAGAUGGCCCUCCUUCGUUUCUUCCUGUCGAUAAUGACUAUGCACUCUUCCCUCUGGAUGCAAAAGACGAUAUAAUGUUCAAACCAGAGACUUUUGACCCGGUGGUCUUGGAGCAUAGUGAGCGCCUUAACGCGCCUUGCCCUCUCUCCGAAGUAUCACAGUUUGCGGCGCUGUGGCUCCCUGUCUGGAAGCAGAAGUGGGCCGCGCAUGUUUCAACACCUGUGAUGUUUUCUCUUGUGGAGGACGACCCAUUCUUUGUGGCUACUGAAGAGGAAAUUGAAACCUGCGUACGGGCCUUUAAGAGUAGUGUCCGUGUCGAUGGGAGCUUGAUUACAGGCGCACCUCAUUGCGUGGAGCUUAGCUAUUGGUCGCAAGGGUGGUAUGCUCGGUGUUUUGGGUUCGCCAUGGAAUGUGCUGCCAGUUUUGCUAGCUCCACCUAG
Messenger RNA from Aspergillus oryzae RIB40, 930 nucleotides. RefSeq lists its product as uncharacterized. The record is from RefSeq and is a predicted model, not a curated record. The coding region runs from base 1 to 930 and encodes 309 amino acids. Lineage: Eukaryota; Fungi; Ascomycota; Eurotiomycetes; Eurotiales; Aspergillaceae. The transcript has a single exon.